AGUCUAAACUAACAUUCACACAUUCUUCUUCUCUCUAUUUUCCCUCUUUAAAACCCCUUCAUAUCCUUCCAACACAAGUGUCCAUCAUUAGAAGUUUGCAUCUCUAGCUAUUUUGCGCGCACAUCGAAGAAAGUGCCCUGCUAGUAAAAUCGGUCCAUUAAAAAUUAUUUCAAUCAAGAUCGAGCACGCUCGAUCAAGAAAAAAAAAGAUAUGAGUAAUAAUAAUAUUGUGGAGAAGGCAAUCAAGAGUUUAGGAAAAGGAUUUGAUUUAACAUGUGAUUUUAGACUAAAGUAUUGUAAAGGAGAUGAAAGGCUUGUGUUACUAAAUGAAAAUUUGAAGAAAGAGUUGAUGGUGCCUGGUUUUGGAGCUUAUGAAAAUGUACCAAUUGAUAUUAAGUGUGAUAAAGGUGAUAGAGUUCGAUUUCAAUCUGAUAUUCUUGAUUUUAAUCAGAUGUCUGAAUAUAUAAAUAGGAGAAGUUCAGUGCCUGGAAAAAUACCAUCUGGAAUGUUUAAUUCAAUGUUUGGAUUUGAGAGUGGUUCAUGGGCUAAUGAUGCAGCAAAUACAAAGUAUUUGGGGCUUGAUGGUUAUUUCAUCAUAUUAUUUGAUGUUCAUAUUGAUAGAUAUUCACUUGUUUUGGAUAAUCAAGUUAUUAAUGAUGUUCCUUCCACUUGGGAUCCUGCUGCACUUGCAAGGUUUAUUGAAAAAUAUGGUACACACAUAAUAGUGGGGUUAAGUAUAGGAGGACAAGAUGUGGUCCUAGUGAGGCAAGACAAAUUAUCAAAUAUGGAACCAUCACAACUCAAGAACCACUUGGAUGAACUUGGUGAUCAAUUAUUCACUGGCAUUUGCAACUAUUGUCCACAACAAUUCAAAUCAAGAGAACAAAAACAUAAGGUUAUUGAGGCAUUCAAUAUUUUUGAUCCACAACCCAACAUCUUAAGCAGCUUUCCAUCAGCAACAACCAAAAAUGGUGUAACUGUGAUAUGCUCAAAAAGAGGUGGAGAUUUAACAGCAAAUACACAUAGUGAAUGGCUUCUAACAGUGCCUUCAAUGCCAGAUGCAAUUGCCUUUAGCUUCAUUCCUAUUACUUCACUUCUCAAAGGUGUUCCUGGCAAAGGCUUUUUAUCACAUGCUAUCAACCUUUAUCUUAGAUAUAAGCCACCCAUAGCAGAUUUGCAAUAUUUUCUGGAUUUUCAAGCCCACAAGAUUUGGGCCCCUAUUCACAAUGAUCUUCCCUUAGGCCCAACUACAAAUAGGUCCAUUAGACCUCCAGCUCUUCAAUUCAAUUUGAUGGGCCCAAAGCUAUAUGUAAACCCAACUCAGGUAAUUGUUGGGAAGACACCUGUAACUGGAAUACGACUUUAUCUUGAAGGAGUAAAGUGUGAUAGGCUGGCCAUACAUUUACAACACUUGAUAAACACUCCAGUACUCCUACAAGACAAAAUAGAUGACCCGCUGACGUGGCGCGGGUCCGAAGACACACCCGACCAUCGAUAUUUCGAAGCCAUCCAAUGGAAAAAAUUCUCACACGUAUGCACGGCUCCCAUAAAGUACGACCCGAAUUGGGCACCUUAUGAGAGUGGCUUUAGUUUCAUCGUAACGGGUGCUCAACUCCACGUUAAAAAACACGAUACGAAGAGCGUCUUGCAUCUCAGGUUGUUAUAUUCUAAAGUUUCUAACUCAUGCAUCGUGCAGUCUCAGUGGAUGCAAUGUGCCUCCGAGAGUUGCACGAAAUCGUCAUCAGGUUUUUUAUCAGCUAUUAGUGGUGCAUCCUCGGUUCCCGGAUUUUUAUCCGAGAAACCGGUGGUGGUGGACUCGGGCGUGUACCCGACGGGCCCACCGGUGCCGGUGCAUACCCAAAAGCUACUUAAAUUUGUGGAUACAACACAAUUGUGUAGAGGCCCAUUGGAUAGUCCGGGGCAUUGGUUGGUUACCGGGGCAAAAUUGGAUUUGGAAAGAGGGAAAAUUUGCUUACGUGUUAAAUUCUCCUUGCUAAAUAUAUCUUCUUAAUCUUUUUCGUCUAGUACUCGUUGUGGGACUCCAAUUAAUUUGGAUUCGUACAAAAAAUAUAUUUUGAAAGGUAAAGUGUUUUUUAUCAAAGAGGACUUCAUUCACAGAGCUGAAAGUUGAAAUCUCCGACAAAGGAUGGAGAGCUAUAUAUUGAUGGUAAUGUUGUUUACUUCUUGAGAAGUCCCAAAAGGUGGGUUGUAAUUAAUUAUUUUGAGAAAUUGGCUUGUGCAAUGUAUAUAAGUUAUAAUAUGGGGUAAAAUAUAGAACUUACGUUUAA
Solanum verrucosum is the source of this 2287-nucleotide messenger RNA. Its product is annotated as MACPF domain-containing protein At1g14780. Bases 211 to 2010 code for a protein of 599 amino acids. Gene Ontology annotation, biological process: plant-type hypersensitive response; regulation of salicylic acid mediated signaling pathway. The transcript is spliced from 8 exons. NCBI's taxonomy places the organism in Eukaryota, Viridiplantae, Streptophyta, Magnoliopsida, Solanales, Solanaceae. Gene Ontology annotation, cellular component: plasma membrane. The record is from RefSeq and is a predicted model, not a curated record.